Molecule: messenger RNA, 2280 nt
Organism: Prunus persica (peach)
Lineage: Eukaryota; Viridiplantae; Streptophyta; Magnoliopsida; Rosales; Rosaceae
Product: serine carboxypeptidase-like 18
Exons: 11
Coding region: 1-939 (312 amino acids)
Biological process (GO): secondary metabolic process; proteolysis
Molecular function (GO): acyltransferase activity, transferring groups other than amino-acyl groups; serine-type carboxypeptidase activity
Source: RefSeq, a predicted model, not a curated record
AUGGUAUUGCAGUGGAUUAAAGGUCACCCUCAAUUUCUGAAAAAUCCACUAUACAUUGGUGGUGAUUCAUAUUCAGGCAAGACCGUUCCCAUCAUUACUCAAGAGGUGUCCGAAGGAAAUGAGGUUGGGCGUGAACCACCAAUGAAUCUCAAAGGUUACAUAUUAGGCAACCCAUUUACAGAUCCAACAUAUGACGUGAAUUCACGAAUUAAAUUUGCUCACAAUAUGGCCCUUAUAUCUGAUGCACUCUAUGAGUCAACUAAAACAAAUUGCAAGGGGGAGUAUGUUCAAGUAGAUCCAAGCAAUGCACCUUGUGUGGAAAACCUUCAAGAAGUUACUCAGUGCCUCCAAAAGAUAAAUAGUCCCCAAAUAUUGGAGCCAAUAUGUAGCACAAUGUCUCCAAAACCAAAAGGAUUCAAAUGGGAUAAAAAUUUUGUUGGAGAGAACUUCUUAGAUAUGCCUCAUCGCUAUCCAGAACCAUGGUGUCGUGCUUAUAACUAUCUGUUCUCCUUCAUUUGGGCUAAUGAUAAAACUGUACAAAAUGCUCUUCACGUUCGAGAGGGAACAAUAAGGGAUUGGGAAAGAUGCAAUCAGAGCUUCUCUAGCAGUUAUGCACAUGAUGUUAGAACUAGUCUUGACUAUCAUCGAAACCUCACCAAGAAAAACCUUAGAGCACUGGUUUACAGUGGUGAUCAUGACAUGUUUGUUCCAUACGUGGGCACUGAAGAAUGGAUAACAUCUCUAAAUUUGAGUAUUGAUUACACUUGGAGACCAUGGUUUGUCAAUGGCCAAGUUGCCGGGUAUACGAAAGCAUAUACAAGGAAAGCGUACAGUUUGACAUAUGCGACUGUGAAGGGAGCUGGCCACGCAGCUACAGAGUACAAUCCUAGGGAAUGUUUUCCCAUGAUUGAUAGGUGGCUUUCAUAUUACUAUAUUUAGCCCAUUAAUUCACUGUAAAGUUUAUAAUUGAAAAUAGUUCAGAAAAUUCGUGCGUUGGAUUUGGAGGUGAAACUUGGCCAUCUCACCUAUUAUUACCUUGCUUAGCUAUCAAGGUUGCAGCCUGUAGUGCUUUGGUGAAUAAAUUUGUAAGAACAUUGCAAUUAGAUGUCAAUAUCAAUUUUUUUUUUUCGUAGCUGGAAAUGAAUAAUUCAUUACCAAAUUGUUAAUGGUUCAUACCAUCACUGUAAGCCGAGUCUAUUAGAGAACACCACGUGAUCAUUGUUGGAAUAAAAAAAAUCACAAAAAUCACAAAAUAUUGGAACGUGGGGGGAAGUUUGGAAAAAGGUGGGGGGAAGUUUGGAAAAAGGUGGGGGUCUAAAGAGUUUAGUGGCUCCUAUUUUUGGGGGAGCUGGUUAUCCAGUUUUUAGUAUAAAUAUUUUGCAUUAAAGGAGAAGAGGGGAAAAAAAAAAAAAGGAGAAGACGACAGAAGAAGAAAACUGCUGCAGGAGGAAAAUUGCAGGAGCACAAAGACAAGAAGAGACAUUUUCACAGGUAUAUGGAUCCUGUCAAUUAAUUCUUGUUGGGUGGCAACCCUCAAAUCAUUUUUCUUGGAUGAUGAAUCCAUAUUGGGUGGCAACCCUCAAAUGAAACUCCUGGAUGAUAAAUCCAUAAUGGGUGGCAACCCUUAAAUCAUGAACAACAAAUCCAUGAGAGGAUUCCUGUUUAACAAAGCUCUGCCGAGCAAAAGGAAAUCCUUUGAAAUGGAAAUGGUGUUUGAAGGGUUAAUUCCAAAAAUGCACAGAAAAAGGAGAGCGUGAAUUACCUCUUGGGCUCUCUCACCACUCCUCUCCAUCUCUGCUUAAGAAGGCCUUUAUUUUUCUCUCUGAGCAAACUACAUCAAAAAAAUGUAAAGGAUGUUAGUCAUGAAGAAAAGAAUAGGCAGAGAAAAAAUGGAGAUCUGUAAAACAAAGGGGAAAGAAAAUAGAGGCCAUAUUUUUCUGUCACAGCCUCUCUCAAGAGCACAAAUCCAGGUUGGGUACAAAACCCACAAACAAAAUCACUGAGGGUUUAAUCUCACAGCAAAUAAAAAAUAAACUGUGCUUGAAAAGGAAGACAACCAUGUUGGCUGUGGCUCGGCCUGAUGCUGCAGAUAGCAGCAGCAAAUAACAAAGAAGAAGGAAGACUCCUGUCGAAAGAGAAAAGGGGAGAAAGUUUCGGGGGUACGGUUGGCCACAACAAACAAAACUUAAAACUAGUUGGGCUCUGGGUGUGUGAAAGAAAUUUUUUUAAAAAAAGAGUGGCCACGUUUUGGUUGGCAGUUCCAUAUGGCAGCUUUGAAAA